Dunckerocampus dactyliophorus (ringed pipefish) is the source of this 3672-nucleotide messenger RNA. RefSeq names its product SID1 transmembrane family, member 2 (gene sidt2). Gene Ontology annotation, cellular component: membrane. The record is from RefSeq and is a predicted model, not a curated record. Bases 571 to 3084 code for a protein of 837 amino acids. The transcript is spliced from 26 exons. NCBI's taxonomy places the organism in Eukaryota, Metazoa, Chordata, Actinopteri, Syngnathiformes, Syngnathidae.
AGGGUGCUGUUGAUACAUGUAUUUUUCUCAUAUGCAAAGCAGAGAAUUGCUUCAAGCUCACCCACUAUUUCAACAAUCACACAAACCAACGGCGACGCCACAAGCCAGUCCAUAUUGUGACACCUGGAUGCAUCACACCGACUUGAAAGCUCCGAGCUGCGCUGCUUUUUCUCGGUCAGUGUCGUCGGACUCAAACUUCCACAUCAAAACAUGAAGCUGUUGACUAGCUCAUGUUAGUAGCCAGCUAGCAGCUAGCACAACAACAGCAAUGGACUCCUCCAGAUUGGCUUUGUUUCACAGAAAAAGGAAGGCGGUUUUCCUUCUGUUGUCUUGGAACUUGUGACUUUGAGGUGGACAACCUGGAGCGUGUGUCUCGAUUGUGUUCGGGACGAGGAACAAUUGUAAAGCUACAGUAGGUGCUCAUAUGCUAGCAGUUGUUAUUUUGGGUCAUGACUGGACCUGACACAGUUUGACUUGCCGACCUGUUUACUGAUACUUCGGAGUCAUUUCAAUGGAGGUUUGACAGUUUUGAUAACUGAAGGGACCUCAAGGAGGGCGUCGUGAGACAAAAUGCUGUUCAGAAGUCACUGGAAAUCUCGCUAUAAAACAAUUUCUGGAACUGCUGACUGCUGGUGGCUGCCAUUCCUGGUCCUGCUGUGGUUGUCAUGCGUGACCCAGUUGACUUGUGGCGGCGGGGCCCUUGAAGAGAGCAAACAUCUCAUCAUCCAGAGAGAUGGCGAGUUUGACGUGACCUACAACGACACGGUUACCAGCGAAAACCAGACCAUCUAUGCUUUCAAUCACACUGUCUCCUGGAACAAGACGGAGGGAGUCCGUGUAUCUGUGGAUGUGUUGUCACAGAACCUGAAGAGUCCUAUUCUGUUUGUGGUGCGACAGAAGCAAGCAGUGCUCUCGUUUCAAGUCCCUCUCAUCCUUAGAGGCCUGUACCAGAGGAAAUAUCCGUACAAUCAUUUAGGCCGGACGUUGUGCCAGCCUCCAACAAAGGCUGCAUCAGAGACGCAGUACUUCUUUGUGGAUGUGUCUACACUUUCCAACCAGGGUACAAAUUACCAACUUAGGGUCAGCCGGGUUGAAAGCUUCACUUUACAGACAGAAAAGACAUUCAGUUUCACUGCGUCCCCAUCCCAACCCCAGUACUUCAAGUAUGUAUUUCCUGAAGGGGUGGACACCGUGAUUGUGAAGGUCAGCUCAGACAUGAACUUUCCCUGCUCUGUCAUGUCCAUCCAGGACAUCCAGUGCCCCGUCUAUGACCUAGAUAAUAAUGUGGCCUUCAUUGGGAUGUAUCAGACUAUGACCAAAAAAGGUGCCAUCACAGUACAGAGAAAAGAUUUCCCCAGCAACAGUUUCUACGUGGUGGUCGUGGUAAAAACAGAGGAUGAGGCCUGUGGGGGUCCGCUGCGCUUUUACCCGCUGCGCCCAGAUGAGCUGAUUGAUGCUGGCAACCGUAGCAAAAUCCUUGAUGUUGUGGUCUCCCCUGCUAUUAAGUCGGAGGUGUAUGUGAUGGGCAUGUUGUUCUGUCUGGGUAUUUUCCUCUCCUUCUACCUGCUCACUCUGCUGGUGGCCUGUCUGCAUAAUAAACGAGCCAAGACGAGAGAGCUCUUUCAGAAUAUUGCUGACACGUCACCUGCUGAGACAGCCUCUCUGCUUGGAAAAAAUGGCGAUGGCAAAACUCCAGCUUCCCCGAAUGAAUAUGGCUCUCUUGCUGACAGCACAGCGAGUUCAGAAGCGGUCACUGAGCGCGCGCCCUCGGUUGACAGCGCCACGUCCGCCGACAACUACGGAUACAUGGAGCGGUCUUUGGAGAAUGUUGGAAGAAGCAGACAAGAGUCUUUGAGCUCCAUCGAGGAGGAUGAUUAUGACACACUGGAUGACAUCAACUCAGACAAAAACAUCGUCCGCACAAAGAAGUACCUUUGUGUGUCAGACCUGUCCCGCAAAGACAAGAGGGUCCUCAGCAAGAAAUAUCAAAUCUACUUCUGGAACAUCGCCACCAUUGCUGUUUUCUAUGCCCUGCCUGUAAUCCAGCUGGUCAUAACCUACCAAACGGUUGUUAACGUUACCGGUAACCAGGAUAUCUGCUACUACAACUUCAUGUGUGCUCAUCCUCUGGGAGCGCUGAGCGCAUUCAACAACAUCCUAAGCAACCUGGGCUACGUGAUGCUGGGACUCCUCUUCCUCCUCAUCGUCCUCAAGAGAGAUAUCGUCCACAACAGAGCUCUGUCCUGCCAAGAUAUCAAUGCACUGGAAUGUGGCAUCCCAAAGCACUUUGGUCUCUUCUACGCCAUGGGAACCGCCCUCAUGAUGGAGGGCUUACUCAGCGCCUGCUACCACGUCUGCCCUAACUACACCAACUUCCAGUUCGACACGUCCUUCAUGUAUAUGAUCGCCGGCCUGUGUAUGUUGAAGUUGUAUCAGAAGAGACACCCGGACAUCAACGCGAGCGCUUACACUGCCUACGCCUGCCUGGCGGCGGUCAUCUUCUUCUCUGUGCUCGGAGUUGUGUUUGGGAGAGGAAACACCGUGUUUUGGAUCAUUUUCUCCGUCAUCCACAUUUUGGCCACACUGCUCCUCAGCACACAGCUUUACUACAUGGGGAGAUGGAGGCUUGACUCGGGCGUCCUGCGCAGGAUGGUUUACAUCGUCUACACGGAUUGCAUCAGGCAGUGCAGCGGGCCCAUGUACAUUGAUCGCAUGGUUUUGCUGGUCGUGGGGAACAUUGUCAACUGGUCGCUUGCUGCCUACGGCCUCAUCGAGAGGCCCAAUGACUUCGCCUCCUACCUGCUGGCUAUUGCCAUCUGUAAUCUUCUACUCUACUUUGCCUUCUACAUCAUCAUGAAGCUGAGGAGUGGCGAGAGAAUCCAGUGUCUGGCGCUGGUGUGUAUUCUCUUCACAGCAGUGGUGUGGGGCUUUGCACUCUAUUUCUUCUUCCAGGGUCUCAGCACCUGGCAGAAAACGCCGGCAGAGUCUCGUGAGCACAACAGAGACUGCAUCCUGCUUUCAUUUUUUGACGACCACGACAUUUGGCACUUCCUCUCGUCCAUCGCCAUGUUCGGAUCCUUGUAGGUUCUGCUGACCAUGGACGAUGACCUCGACACCGUACAGCGAGACAAGAUCUACGUGUUCUAAAGUUCAUCAGAUCUGACAAGCGCUUUCCACUUCUUGCCUUAUUGUCCUUCUCAGUCCGUCCAUAUCAGAAAAACGGAGCUAGUGUCCUUCCGGGCUGUCCGUGUGCACGACCCUAUCACACAUGUUCAGGGCAGGGCGGUGGGCCCUCCCCCCAAUCAAGACCGAUGUUAACCAUUCAUUAUGCUGCCAUUAAUGAUCUUGCUGUUUUACUUGAGUCUCUACAAUGAAGAUAACAUAGCUGAAAAUUAUUGUUGAAACUGUAUUGAAAUGGUUCUUUGACUGAAAAUGAAUGUUUAUAUGCUGUAUGGGUGUGUCACAUGUCUUUUUACAAACAGAAAUGUCCAUUCGGUGUUGUGAUAAGUCACAAACAAACCAGCCAAUGCAGUUUUCUGGACAAUAUUGCAAUGAUUGUAUUGUAGGUCUGAUGCUCAAAAGUAUUUUUUUUGCACUAACAAAAGUUAUUGUCAGACAUCAGCAGUUACUGAAUAAAGGUUCCUUGCCUGAUACACAAGAUGUUGUGAUGCC